ACUAGCGACAUGCACUACCCUAAACGAUUUGACGUGAUAGUCAUAGGCGGCGGACAUGCAGGCACCGAGGCCGCGCUGGCGGCUGCGCGUAUGGGUUGCGACACUUUACUACUCACCCACAAUAUUGAAACCUUAGGUCAAAUGAGCUGCAACCCCUCCAUAGGGGGCAUAGGUAAAGGGCAUCUGGUAAAAGAGGUAGAUGCUAUGGGCGGAGCCAUGGCACUGGCUGCGGACGCUGCUGGAAUCCAAUUUCGUAUGCUCAAUAGUAGCAAAGGGCCAGCAGUGCGUGCCACCAGGGCACAAGCGGACCGCAUAUUGUAUAAAGCCGCGAUCCGCCAGCGCUUGGAAAACCAAGCUAAUUUAUGGAUAUUCCAACAGGCCGCAGAUGAUUUGAUGUUACAAGGAGAUCAAAUUACUGGUGUGGUGACGCAAGCGGGCAUACGGUUUGAAGCGCCCUGUGUGGUGCUGACAGCAGGCACCUUUUUAGACGGCAAAAUCCAUAUUGGCAUGCAGCACCAUGCAGGCGGACGCGCUGGCGACCCCCCUGCGCAAGCCUUGAGCGCACGUCUUAAAGAGCUACAACUACCCCAAGGCAGACUAAAAACGGGCACGCCCCCCAGGCUGGACGGCCGCACCAUAGACUUUAGCAAAUGCACCCUACAGCCAGGGGACGGCACACCGCAAGCGGUGCAAGCAGGCGGUAGCGCAAAAAUGCCCGUCUUUAGCUUUAUGGGCAAUGCCAACAUGCACCCCGAGCAAAUUCCCUGUUGGAGCACUUACACCAACGAAACUACCCACGAUAUCAUCCGCGCAGCUUUUGACCGCAGCCCCAUGUUUACCGGUAAGAUUGAAGGGGUGGGUCCACGAUACUGCCCUAGCAUAGAAGACAAAAUCAACCGCUUUGCUGACAAAAAUAGCCACCAAAUUUUCUUAGAACCCGAAGGGCUGCACACCCACGAGGUAUACCCCAACGGCAUAUCCACUAGCCUGCCCUUUGAUGUCCAAUACGCCCUGGUUCGCAGCAUGCCCGGGCUAGAAAAUGCCCAUAUUCUACGCCCCGGCUAUGCCAUAGAGUACGACUACUUUGACCCCCGAGCGCUCAAACUAAACUUCGAGACAAAAGCUAUUUCAGGCCUCUUUUUUGCUGGCCAAAUUAAUGGUACUACGGGAUAUGAAGAGGCAGCGGCUCAAGGGCUAUAUGCCGGCAUAAAUGCCGCCUUAAAGAUUAAAGGGCAAGCCCCUUGGGUGCCAGCACGAGACCAAGCCUAUCUUGGCGUACUCAUAGACGAUUUGAUAAGCAAAGGCAGUAUCGUUUGCAAUUGCGCGAAGACAAUGCCGAUAUGCGACUUACCGAAAUCGCCCACCAACUUGGCCUAA
Molecule: messenger RNA, 1377 nt
Organism: Darwinula stevensoni
Lineage: Eukaryota; Metazoa; Arthropoda; Ostracoda; Podocopida; Darwinulidae
Source: the annotation of a GenBank genome assembly